Corythoichthys intestinalis (scribbled pipefish) is the source of this 3568-nucleotide messenger RNA. RefSeq names its product glycosylphosphatidylinositol anchor attachment 1 (gene gpaa1). Bases 75 to 1916 code for a protein of 613 amino acids. Lineage: Eukaryota; Metazoa; Chordata; Actinopteri; Syngnathiformes; Syngnathidae. The transcript has 13 exons. Gene Ontology annotation, cellular component: membrane; GPI-anchor transamidase complex. Gene Ontology annotation, biological process: attachment of GPI anchor to protein. The record is from RefSeq and is a predicted model, not a curated record.
AUUCAAACACUUCCUUUGUCGGCGGUCUUGACCGGCGUUUACACUGGAAAAGGGACUCCUUCAAAAGAAACACCAUGGGACUUCUGUCUGAUCCCAACAGAAGACAGGCAUUGGUCAGCCUGCUCACUCGUCUUAAUGGUCCAAUCUGUAUUGUGUGCUAUUUUGCGGGAGUGGCAUGGUUCAUGGGUUUGGCCUUCGAGCCAUUCACCCUGCGGACAGGUAUGUCCGAGAACGCCAUGGGCUCCACCAUGGUGGAGGAACACUUUCCGGCCGGGGAGAGGGCACUGGUCACCGGCAGGGAGUUUGGGACACAAAAGAUAAAAGCAUCUGGGAUGCCUGUGAACUGGCUGGUGAAAACUAUGCAGGAUCGAGGCUUGGAAGUCUACACGCAGACCUUCUCUCGCACGCUUCCAUUCCCGGAUGAAAACAAAGAGAGAUUUAUGGUGAAAGGUACAAAUGUGUACGGCAUCCUCCGCUCCCCUAGAGCGCCACGGACUGAAGCCUUAGUGUUGACUGCACCGUGCAGCCCAGGCAAGGGUAACAACCAGGCUGUAGGGCUGUUGCUGGUUUUGGCGCAGUACUUCAGAAGUCAGGUGUUCUGGGCCAAGGACAUCAUCUUCCUUGUCAAUGAACACGAUCUGAUCGGCAUGCAGGCCUGGCUGGAGGGAUACCACCACACCAACACUACAGGCAUGGAGUGGUCUGCUAUCCGAGGCCGCGCUGGUUCCAUUCAGGCAGCAGUGUCUCUGGAGCUCAGCAGUGAUGUGGUCACCAGUCUGGAUAUUGUGCUGGAGGGGCUGAAUGGGCAACUGCCUAACCUGGACCUCACCAACCUCUUCUAUGCUUUCUGUCAGAAGAUUGGUGUCCUAUGCACCAUACAGGGCAAGCUGCAGAGGAAUGACUGGGACACAACAUCGGGCUACAGCCAUGCGGUGCAGACGCUGAUGCUGAUGGUGCUCAAGCAGGCCAGCGGGCGAUCUUGGGGCGACCACGGUCUCUUCCUGCGCUACCACGUGGAGGCGGUCACCAUCAGAGGCAUCAACAGCUUCCGUCAGUACAAGACUGACAUGACCACAGUCGGAAGGCUCUUGGAGGGAAUGUACCGCAAGCUGAACAACCUCCUGGAGCGCCUUCACCAGUCCUACUUCUUCUACCUUUUGUCGUCGCUCACCCAAUUUGUUUCCAUCAGUUACUAUAUGCCAGCAAUCGGCCUGGUCGGCCUCAUCCUGCUGCUCCGCGCUUUGGAUCUGUGGGUUCAACUCUCAGCGCCUCCAGCAACAAAAGAUGGCAUCGCUAAUGUGGAACAGUCCAGUCCAGGCGUGCUCUCCAUACUGACCCCUCUUGUAAUAAGCCACCUGACCGGAGUUGCCCUCUACACGUUGCCUGUCCGCUUCCAGGAGAUGGCGGUGGAACACUUCCCGGUUUCUGAGACCGAGGCGGUCGUGUUGACGGCCAUCGCCAUAUACACAGCUGGCCUGGCUCUGCCUCACAAUACUCAAAGGCUUGUUUCAGGCGAGGGGACGGAGCAGGGCUGGAGAGUUCUGAAGCUGAUAGCGUUGUUGUACUUGGCUGUGCUCUUGGGCUGCACAGCCCUCAUCAACUUCUCACUGGGCUUUAUCCUCGCCCUCACCCUCGUGCCAAUGGCUGCCGCAGUCACGCCACACGUCCCCAAAGUCCCGACAGCCGUCUUCAUGGUGCUCCUCAGCCCCGCCUGCACGCUGCUCUUCUCAGUCUUUGUUUUCAGCGAGCUUCAGGAGAUGCCUCUGGGCUUUCAGGAGGGCUGGCUGCUCUUCCUGUCGGUUAUAUCGCAGGGCAUCCUGGACCAUGAGCUUUACGGCUCACUGGUGUUCCCGCUGGUGGCGUUGAUGGUGUAUCCCUGCUGGUUGCUAUUCUGGAAUAUCCUCUUUUGGAAGUAGCCCACAACGAGCAUUUGACAGGUGAUCUCAGGUUCUUCUCCCACCAGGAAAUGACUGUACUGUAUAUUUUGUUACAUUCUAUUUGAGAUGGGCAUAAUAACCAAUGAAUCAUGUCUUGAAAAAAUGAGGCAAAAUGGUUAACACUACUUGGCUGUAAUCAGACAGUCUCACCUAAACGUGAAGAACCGGUUUCAUGGCAAGCUAUUUAUUUGGGAGGAAAUUAUUAUUUCCAAUUUUGUUAGGAACUGUAUUAAAAUGCCUAUUCCUAAUUUAUAAUGCUUGUUCAAAAAUGAGUUGUGGUCUGUUUGAAUUUUUUUUUUUUUUUUUUUUAUGUUUUUAUACAUUGUACAUUUUACUUCUGGAGUUAGGUGAUGCAUAAUUGUUUAAAACAGGAAGUAAUGCUGACUUGAUUCAUUUUCCAUUCAUUCCCUUUAAUGUUGUCAUCAUUAAGACAACCACAAAGUAACAUUGUUUAUUCUGCUCGUCUUUUUAUACAGUAAUAUGUUUUGAAAACAAUUCUGUUGCUGUCACAACUUGAAGGAAUCUAAUAAAAUCAAAUCAGCUACUAAAAUGUACAUCAAUUAUGAAACAAAACAAAAAAACAUCCAUGAAAAUAGAUUUUGUGAAGAGUAAAAGCACUUUUAACCACCCUGUAAACAUCCUCUCAUCUGAACGGCAACUUCACAGUUUUGCCCUGACGGAAAUCAGAUGUGCCCCACAGCUUCUGUCACAACCACCCCUCCAAUAAAUAUAAGGGUCUCUUUUGUUUUUUUUCCCCUCCUAUCUGAAAAAGAAAAAAUGGUGUGGCUGAACUCAGAGCGUCUUGUCCAUGAAAGAUGGCUGAACUCUGUUUUCCAGCUUCAUGCUACAGUGCGUAAAAUAUCUCCAGCAACCAACAAUUGGCUGCUGUGACUCUCAGUGCACUUGACAAUCAUCAUGGCGGGUGUGUGGACAACGUAUACGGCAACACUGGCAUAGCAUUUUAUGCAUGUAAGACAGCGAUGACGGGCAGUCAGCUGCUGUUUGGGGCCGGCUCACCGCGUGCUGCCUGUUGAAAGGCAUUGGGAACGUGGGCCUCAGGUUUGGCUGUAGUGCAGAUCUCGCAGCCCGGACGAGAAGGCUUGUUGAUGAAAGUGCAUGAGGGACAAGCCCACUCCGUCUAAAGGGGAGGGGGCAUCGGAUAUUAGCAUAAGCAUAAACUUUCCACAAUUAUUUUUUGCAAAAAUGAUUAAAAUUGUUGGGAAAUACCAGUGUUGUUUUUGCCAGCCCUUUUAAUUUUCCUCUUAGUAGUCCUGGGACAAUAAUUUUUAGUAGUCAUAUUUUAGUCUUUUCAAAAUGUGUCUUUGUCUAGUUUUAGUCGACGUUUACGCAAUAUUUUCGCCUGUAAAAUUCGAAAGUAUUACUCCACAAAUAAAAGUAUUUCGAAUGAACAUUGACAGACGAGCACAUAUUGAAAUCUGUUAUGUUUUAAUACACACUCAGCAGGGAAAGAACAUUAUUUUCAAUUAAUUACACCCACCUGGACUCCAUGAACUGUAUGUAAAAAAAUGCAUUUUAACAAAAUGAGGGCAUUUGAGAUCAUGUGAAAUUUAAAAAGGCGGCUAAAUGGACUAAACUAAUUCAGAUGAUAUUUUUAAUAAACAUAUUUAAUG